This is a messenger RNA of Spodoptera frugiperda (fall armyworm), 662 nucleotides long. RefSeq lists its product as uncharacterized. The coding region runs from base 84 to 494 and encodes 136 amino acids. The record is from RefSeq and is a predicted model, not a curated record. Lineage: Eukaryota; Metazoa; Arthropoda; Insecta; Lepidoptera; Noctuidae. Gene Ontology annotation, molecular function: hormone activity. Gene Ontology annotation, cellular component: extracellular region. The transcript has 3 exons.
UCGUAUAUCAAGUCGGCGCGCGCGCUGCCGGCGUACCGAUUGUAACUUGUUUAUGUCGCGUUAUCAGGCGUCGUUUGCUGGGGAUGUCUCACUCGUUAUCACCAAAGCAACAACAACAACAAAUUAAGGUAUACAUCGUGUUGCUUCUAUUUAGCAAUGAAAAUUCAGUAUAUGCUGAUCAAGUUAGGAUAUAUAACUUAAAUGACCCAGUAUUAAGCUGUAGCGGGUGGCUAUCUAACAUAAUAUUUAAUAUUUGCAAUAACACUUAUAAAAUAGUGAAGAGGGAUACUUCUCUUAUGAUAGAAAAAAUGGCACCAAAAGCCUUACAGAAAGAGACAGCAAGACUGCAAUUAGUUGACGAGGGCCAAUGGCGGCGCGUGCGCAGGCAGGUGGCAACACAGUGCUGUGACAGAGCAUGUACCGUGGCAGACAUCAUCACUUACUGCCCAAACGAUGCCAAACUCGUACAAGAAAAUCCUGAAAUAUUUGAAUGAAAAAAAGCAUAAAAAAAUCUAGUAAAUUUUUCAUAGCAGAGUAUUAUUAUUUAUAUAAUGUAUUUUUACCUAAGUACAAAGUCAAAUCAUAGUGUAAUUGGUUCAAAGACUGUUUGUGUUUAAUGAGAUGCCAUUGAUAAAGGAAUCCAAUAAAGAAUAGUAUAUUAA